Brugia malayi is the source of this 1206-nucleotide messenger RNA. RefSeq lists its product as uncharacterized. Lineage: Eukaryota; Metazoa; Nematoda; Chromadorea; Rhabditida; Onchocercidae. Bases 1 to 1206 code for a protein of 401 amino acids. The record is from RefSeq and is a predicted model, not a curated record. The transcript is spliced from 6 exons.
AUGGAGCAGCAGUUAAUUUUAUCACAGAGUCAAGAAGUCGAAAUGCCUGCUGGCACAGAUGAAUUCGGGAAGCGGGAUGGUGAAAAUCGGCGAGAAGAGAAACGGAAAUCAGAAACAGAAAGUCGACCUUCAACAAGUGCUGAUGACGGAAUUUCGUUACCUGUCGUCGAUGGUGUUAUCUAUAGUUACAAGUACAUAUCGAAGGUCAAAGAUUUGCCAAUCAAAGAUAUGAUUAGCACUUUUGUGGAAAGGAAUAUAAGAUUACCGAAAAUUUAUUUAAAUGGUCAACCUUUUGAAAUUUCAUUUCUUUUGGAUACAGAUUUCAUUUCCGAGCGAGAUCUUUGGGUGGACAAUUUAGGUUCAUGGGCUGGUACUGUACGAAGACCAACGUGUAAAAGCAUAAGAGUUAAUGCUGCAGGUGUUCCGGACACAAAAAAUCCAUAUUACGUCAUAAGGAAAAAGUACGGCAGCCAUCCUCAUUCGGAUCCACCUCUUGGUUUAAUGAAAUGUUUGUGUUAUUUGACCAGAAAUGGACGAGCAACAGGGAAUGCUCUCCUGUCAUACAAAUGUUUGGAAAAUUGUAAUUUGCAACCACGUCCUCACGGAAAUAAUAAGCAUAGUCAGAAUCCAUACAUAAGGACAUAUCCAUCAACUUUGCUCAAGAUCAAGGAACGUAUCGGUUCACAAAGUCCUGCAACUAUUUGGAAUGAGCUGUCGGUUGAUUCGACUGGUAAUAUGGAUGCACAAGCGACACUUCGAGAUAGGAAACAGGUUUAUAAUGCUCGAUCGAUUCGAAAAAAAUCACCUGAUUCGCAGACGCAAGAUGACGUUAAUAAUCUCAGGCAACGUGUGGCAACAUUGGAGGAGCAAAAUAGCAAGUUAAUAUUUACAAAUGCUGGUUUGCUGGAAAUAGUGAACGAUUUACGUAAGGCAAAACAAGAACUGGAAGCGGAAAAUCGUCGCAUAAAACAAGACAGUUAUCAAGAAAGAACGAAUGGUUUAUUGCUUCCUCAUUCUACAAUACUUAAUUAUCCGGGACAACAUCCAGAUAAAGCUCGAGCUAGUAUCUAUGAAAUGGGAACGGAAACAACGGUAAUGAUAUGUGAUCGGUGUACUGAAGAAUAUCGAGUGCAAGAACCUUCAACAGUAGAUCAAUCAGCAUGUUGCAAAGCACGCUUUGCAGCUAUUCCAAGUCACAAAUACUGA